Molecule: messenger RNA, 2945 nt
Organism: Sardina pilchardus (European sardine)
Lineage: Eukaryota; Metazoa; Chordata; Actinopteri; Clupeiformes; Clupeidae
Gene: ppp1r3db
Product: protein phosphatase 1, regulatory subunit 3Db
Exons: 2
Coding region: 570-1481 (303 amino acids)
Biological process (GO): regulation of glycogen biosynthetic process
Cellular component (GO): protein phosphatase type 1 complex
Molecular function (GO): protein phosphatase 1 binding; glycogen binding
Source: RefSeq, a predicted model, not a curated record
CUUGGUAUACUGUACACUAGUCAGGAAGAGCGUUAGUUUGCGGAAGGGAUUCAAACAAGUAGCCUAUCGUUUCGUUUUCUGAACUCACUUUCAAAAUGCUCAAAAAAGCUAAGUUGCAUAAUAGCCUAUCAUCAAGAUUUUCUCAAGCGCUACGUGCUGGUGAGCAGGUAUCGUGUGUGCGCUUCUACUACGCUUCCCAAAGGGAUUGGUGUCUAAAUGUCAAAGGUUAUGUAUUCUGAACCGAGCCAGGACAACAACUACUCUACUAUCACGCUGCUUGACACUAACAUGCUCCAAAUCCUUAAUUAUAUUUAUCCCGUUUACGGAAACACCAACACCAAUUGAACUCAAAAUGCAUGCGAUCUCGCUCGCCUUGCACCCAAGUUUGCUUCGGAAGGAAAGAAGUAUUGCCGUUUUCGUGACUCUAUUACGCUACUUCUAAGCCUAAUAUGGAUUUGAUAUAUCAGAAGACAUGGCUUGUUGUCAAGUAGUAUGCCUUUAGUUGAUGGAAAGCGAGGAGUCGGAUGUUUAAAGAGGUGCUGACCGCAAAUGUACUCUAGCACAGAAUCAUGUCCCAAUUCAGUCCACAACCUCCUGGCCCAAGGAGUGACCUGGGCCCUCAGUUCGCCACGGGCAUGAGUCAGGUGUCCCAGCCAGCCAUGGUUGUCCGCUUGAGCGAUAUCUACAGCCCCAAGCCGGAGCCGGAACGAAGGCCAGUGAGGAUCCGACCCCCCAGCCCAAGGACCCCGUCGCCUAAGGACCUAACAACACACAGACGCAGUGUGUCCUGCGAGGCACCGCCAAAGCCAAUCAUGCGGCGACGCGCCCAGUCCCUGCCCUCCACACCCAGACGUCGCCCCAGCCAGGCCCACACGCAGGUGCGCUUCGCCGACUCUCUGGGCCUGGAGCUGGAAAAGGUCAAGGUGUUCAAGGCCGGAGAGGACCCGAUGAUACCUCACCAUGUGCUCACUAGACUCCUGAUGAACUCGGAGCUCUUCUCCGGCAAGGGCCUCGAGCUCUCCCUGCCUUACUUUAAGCCCAGCUUCCCGGAGGAUAUGGGGGCUCAACCAGGAUUUCUGGACCGCUUGCGUGGACAGAAGGUGUGUUUGGAGAGGGUUUUCUGCUCCGAGGUUGGGAUCAUUGGGACCGCUCAGGUCCUGAACCUUGCCUUCGAGAAGGAGGUCACAGUCCGCUACUCUUUCACGGACUGGAAGAGCACAGCCGACACCAAGGCCAGCUGGGUGACCGCCGCGUCCAGCGACAGACCCGGUCAGCCGGAGGCGGACAUCUUCCGCUUCCGUUUGCCCGUCCCACCGUUCAUUUUGCAACCCGGCGCGACCUUGGAGUUUGCCAUUCGCUUCCGGGUCAUGAGAGCAGAGUACUGGGACAACAAUGAUGGCAAUAACUACAGGCUCACCUGCCAGAACUACAAAGUAUCUGUUCCAAGAGAGUGUGAAGACAGCAUGCUGCACUUUAUUUAGUUAACCACUGGAGGGUGCCAUUAAGAUAUACAGUAAAUUGUUGAAUAAGCACUUAGAAAUAGACUGUGUUGCUGGUUUUUGAACAUUGAAACAUUAUAGUGGCACAAUGAGAUCAAAAGCUUUCAAGGAGGAAAAUGUGUAGCAACCUUUUAAGGGAUAUAUUGCAUUGUCCAUAAAUGUUUCUCUCGUCUAUCUUGUAUCUGCAAUAACAAAUUGUCAAACAUUGCUAAGCAAGUGUCAAACAAGGACAAGUGGAAGUACAACUGCAUUUUAGCCAUAUAAAUUGUGCUUGGUAUGAUGACUUUACUCAUCAGUAUAUCAGAAACAUUUGUACGACAGUCUUAUAUUCCUAGACAGCAGUCCGGUGUAAGGUCAGUUUCUAUUUUGGUUGCUGCUUAUGUAAUCAACUUAAGAAUUUUUUUUUUUUAUUUCAGUAGCCCAUACUGUAGGCAGAAUACUAUGUGGUGGGGCCUUAUUUGUAUAUAAGUUUUUCUGAAAAGUUCAGUUUUACAUUAAAUUAUAGCAUUCUUACUCUAACUCAAUUAAUUAUGAUCCUGUUUCAUGAUGAGUGAAAUCAAAAACAGAAUGAAAAGGUAGAAAUGUUCUCAAAAACGUCAUGCUUAAGUUGUUAAAAUGAUACUCUGCAAACUCUAUACCUGUUGAAAUUCCUGCAAAUACAGGAAUAUUUAAUUCUCAGACACAAGACAGAAACAGUGUGGAGGUGCAAGAGAGACUGUUGUGGUCCUGAUGUUAUGCAACACAUUUGACCUUUCACCAUUGGCAUUGCCCUCAGGUCGUCUGGUGGUCAUCAGGCCUUGGUAUGUCAAUAUGGUGCUCAGCUCACCCAGAGACUGCAAUGGACUGAACUGGUGUAGACGCGAAUUGCAUGACUGUGCCAUGUGUGUCCAAGAAUAUCCCGUCCUCACCAAACAAGAGCAAAGCCCACUAUGGAGCUGCCCCAUGUGAUCCGCUCACAGCUGGCACGUUCUGAAUGUCAGGGACAUCAAAGAGUAUGUGCAUGCCAUGCAGGGGGAGCAGCCCAGUGUGCAAGAGCAGAUAUAGCUCCAUCAGGCAUUACUGCUCACUCAUAUCACAAGAAGGAAUUAGAUGUUUUAAGACAUGUCGUUUACAUUGUUUGCCUUAACUUUUCAUAUGAUCAAGCUAAAACGAAAACAGAAAGAGAAGGAAAAAAUGACAAAUGAAGUGUGCAAUUUUGAAUGCAAUUUUUAAUGUAACACACAAACAAUUGUGAUUGGUAGCUGAAAAAUAUGUUUUUUAUGUGCACUGCUUUGAUAUAAUUCACUUUUAGGCAAGCCAACAACAUGCAUGCAAUGCUUGUUAAAGAUGUGAUUUUUUUGCCUGUAGAGAUUAAAGAAUGUGACAAUGAAAGGCAUUGGUCUUGGAAGAAUUCCAAGAAUCCUAAUCAUGUAUUUGGAUGUGUUCAUUGUCACCUAUUCACUCCCA